Molecule: messenger RNA, 1014 nt
Organism: Cynocephalus volans (Philippine flying lemur)
Lineage: Eukaryota; Metazoa; Chordata; Mammalia; Dermoptera; Cynocephalidae
Product: grpE protein homolog 1, mitochondrial-like
Exons: 4
Coding region: 1-1014 (337 amino acids)
Biological process (GO): protein folding; protein import into mitochondrial matrix
Cellular component (GO): PAM complex, Tim23 associated import motor
Molecular function (GO): protein homodimerization activity; adenyl-nucleotide exchange factor activity; protein-folding chaperone binding
Source: RefSeq, a predicted model, not a curated record
AUGAUGACUGUUCAAGUGCAGCAGCCAAAAGAGAAGGUGAUCUGGUACAAGAGAAAGGAUGUGAUGGGGGACUUCAGAGAGUGCUGUAUCUGUGUUCUUUGUCGGAGGUCUGCCACAGCUCACCGCAGGAGUGGGGCUCUGCGUUACACGCCCUCUCACCUGGAUAGUGAGGACCCUCGCACCUUGUCACAAAGGGUCCCACCUCACUUCCUGGCAGAGCCUCCUGACUUACCUAGCACCAAUUAUUCUCACUUCUCUGACGCCAGAGGUGGAACGCAGGGGAAAAGUUGGGGAAGCCGAUUCCAGCCACACCCCUAUGGGCCUCCCAGGGCUGAGAGCAUGAGUGUGCUCUUACGGGCAGCAGAAGUCACGGUGAUCAAGCUGGUGCAGUGCAGUCUCCCGGCUUUGGUGUUGUCUCUCAGGCUGUCUCCUAAGUUCUUGUGCACGGCUACAAAACAAAAGAACAAUGGCCAGAACUUGGAAGAGGGCUCGUGUCAAAAUAAACAGAAUGCAGAUUCUCCCUCUACAGAGAAGAUCCUCCUGGAAGAGAAGGUCAAGUUAGAAAAGCAGCUGAAAGUGACGAUGGAAAAAUAUCAGCGAGCUUUGGCAGAUACUGAGAACUUGCGGCAGAGGAGCCAACAAUUGGUGGAGGAGGCAAAAUUAUCUGGCACUCAGGGCUUCUGCAAGGACUUGUUGGAGGUUGCAGACAUUUUGGAGAAGGCAACACAGUGUGUUUCGAAAGAAGAGAUUGAAGACUAUAAUCCUCACCUGAAGAACCUCUAUGAGGGGCUCGUAAUGACUCAAGUCCAGAUUCAGAAGGUGUUCACAAAGCUUAGCUUACUCGAGGUGAACCCUGUUGGAGCCAAGUUUGACCCUUAUGAACACGAGGCCUUAUUCCACAUGCCAGAUGAGAGGAAGGAGCGAGGCACAGUGGCACUAGCUAGCAAGAUGGGGUACAAGCUGCAGGAGUGCACCCUGAGACCUGCCCUGGUAUGGGUGGUGAAGGAAGCGUAG